AUGAUGGACGGGAGAGCCACAAACGGCGCCAGCGGCCAGGAGCGCCGAAGCGUCGACGCAGGUCGAGGCAAGGACAGAGACAGGGACGCUCGCACCGGUGCGGCCACGACCACGACCAAUUCUAGGCCCGCCGCCAACGUGCAGAGCACUAUCCGGACUGUUACACCCGAGUCCUCCGACAAUGGUCGCGGCCCCAUGGACACAAGCACGACACAAGCCUCACAGCCGUCCCGAGGUUAUGGCACCACGUCGCCCCAGACCUCCCCCCGUUCCAUACCUGGCGGAGAGCGACGGCGGCAGGGCGUUGUAUUUAAUGAUGCCUUUGAGGGCUCAGGCGACAGCUCCGAGUCGAGUCCGCCCCAACAACAAAGGUCAGCCGUGAGACCUCGCACGCACACAAUGGACGGGGCGCUCGCGUUACGCCAGCAAACAACUGCUUCGACCGUCGACAAUCGGCACAGGGUGGGGUCGUUUUCCUCGUCAGGUUCCACGCCAUUCAACGACAUUGAUGUUCGCCCUCGCGCCGCCGCGCUGGAAUCCGUGGCGUACCAGCCUGCUGCCACCUCACGAGGUCCAGCUCCGGACCUAAAGGUCACCGUAUCCUCCACCUCCACUUCUACGUCUACGUCCAAGCACGACAAGAGAUCCUCGAAUCGACGUCUGAUAAAGCGCGCGUCCUCCCGCCCUACAUCUCCUCUAGUUUCUCCUCCUCCCUCCGUCGACUCGCUUCCCCUCCCCAUACCUACCGACGAUGCCAAUCAGGUGCUUCUGCUCAUGAGGACGCUUUGUGGCCGAAUGAAGGGAGAAGUUGAGUAUCAGGGGGAGCCCAAUGGGCCGUGGUAUUCUGGCAUUUGCUAUAUUGAUGAAGAGCGAGGCAGCCUACUGUUUGAUUCCGGCCAGAAUGGGCCUUUCCAUAUCCCUCUUGUAGGAGACCUGCGAGGCUGCAGGGUGCUGCCCGCCAACUACCCGGAACAUGGUGGUCAAUGUUUGGAAUUAUUGAACCAGAAAAUGGGCAUCGAGCUGCUGCUCAAGCCACUGGUUGCCGAGGAAUUUAACCUUUGGCUUGCUGCCCUGCUUUGCUGGCAACAAGUCCGGCCAACAGGAGUUCGGCUGCCCAGCGCAAAGGGAGGCAACCCGCCGCCAACCACCAGCCGAGCUGAUAUGCGAAGACGAGGAUCGUCAGUCGCUGGCGCUGCGGCUUCGAAAGACGCCAAUAUCAUAAAGGUUGGCAAGGUCAUGUUGUGGGAUAAGGGAACCGCGACAUCGCCACGCGCCAUAGUGAAGCGGCCAUCCACGCGAGAUUUGCGUGGUGCAACAACUGCUUGGGUCAGGGUCUCCUGUAUAUUGCAAGAUAAUGGCGAGUUUAAGCUCAUGUCGGAAAACGACGUGACAGUGCUUUCCAUUAUAGAGCUCUCCCAGCUCUCUCGCUGCGCUAUACAGCAACUCGACAAAUCCGUCCUCGAUGAGGACUACUGCAUUGCCAUUUUCCCAACCUACUCGUCCACAUCAAGACAAUUGUCCAUCUUCAGACCUGUCUAUAUAGCGCUCGAUUCGAGAGUUCUCUUCGAGGUUUGGUUCGUUCUACUUCGAGCAUUCGCAGUACCAGACCUUUACGGGAUAGAGUCGGCUACGGAGCAAGCCGUAGAAGUCACCAAUUACGACAAAGAAUUCGAGGGACAGAUGUUCAGACUUGAAAAGACGAUACAGGUCAGGGUCACGGAGGCGAAACUUCGACGCCUCGAUCAAAGGUUCGAGCAACAUGACAAGCAUCACAAGAACGAGCGCGACCCCCUUAUUGGAAACUAUCUGGCUGAAGUCAUCUUGGACGGCGAAGUUCGCGCACGCACCACCACCCAAACUGACACCAACAAACCUUUCUGGAGAGAAGCUGCGCAGUUCACUGAGCUUUCCACCUCGCUCCCAUACUUAUCCGUUGUGCUCAAAAGGGUUGACGGAAAUCUUGAUAGUUUCAGCCAUCAGCUUCAGGCCUCGCUAGGGUUGUCCAAGACUGGCAAUCUGACCGAGAUCAUGUGUGGUGCAGUUGACAUUCCGUUGGACAAACUUGAGCGAGGUAAAGACCAUGAGCAGUGGCAUCAGAUACAUGACGAGAAGAAUGAGUCGAUUGGAAGCAUGUUUGUUAAGGUCAACCAUGAGGAGCUUGUCGUACUCAUGUCUCAGGAUUACCGUCCGAUCUCUGAUCUCUUGCACAAGUUCAGUCUUGGCCUGACCAGCCAGAUCGCAGCGGCUAUGCCACAGCAACUGCGGAGGCUCGCGGAAAUGUUCAUCAACAUCUUCCAAGUAUCCAACAGCUCCGUUCAGUGGUUGUUGGUCUUGGUUGAAGAAGAGAUCGAUGGUAUCAGCGGGCAGAAUAGCAUGAAGAAAAUGCGGUUCAGCCGAAGGUUGAAGUCGAAUGACUCGAACAACUCGGCCAGCGACAGGGAGCUGCUUGUUCGUGAUAUGGGCAAAUCAUUGGCUGGCGAGGCCAAUCUUCUUUUCCGUGGCAACACCCUGCUGACCCAAGCCUUGGAGUUUCACAUGCGACGCCUGGGCAAGGAGUACUUGGAGGAGAUACUCAGCGACAAGAUCUUUGAGAUCAACGAGCUCAAUCCAGACUGUGAGGUUGAUCCCAGCAGGAUACAACACCACGAUGAUAUCAACCAGCAUUGGGUGCAGUUAAUGCAGCUUACGACAGAAGUAUGGGAAUGUAUUGCAGCGUCGGCAACAAAACUACCCGCGGAGCUUCGGCAGAUACUCAAGUAUAUCCGCGCUGUCGCUGAAGAUCGUUACGGCGACUUUCUCAGAACUGUCACAUACACAAGCGUCUCGGGCUUCUUAUUCCUGCGUUUCAUCUGUCCAGCAAUCCUCAAUCCGAAGUUGUUCGGCCUACUACGCGACAACCCCCGCCCAAGAGCCCAGCGUACACUCACACUGAUCGCCAAGGGUCUACAAGCGCUGGCAAACCUGUCAACGUUUGGCAAGAAGGAAAGUUGGAUGGAGCCGAUGAACAGAUUUCUCAACAUCCAGAGACAGCCCUUCAAGGACUUUGUCGACCAAAUCUGUUCAAUUCCUGCAGAGCGCGCUGCCACCCUGCUGCCUGCUACCUAUACGACUCCCAUCACUAUUCUCGGUCGUCUAUCUCCAGCAUCGAGAGAAGGCUUUCCCGCGCUACCUUACCUCAUUGACCAUGCCAGGAACUUUGCUGCUCUCAUCAAGCUGUGGUUGGAAUGCCAUCAUGCCGCCGCUGCCGACUCGCACACCUUUGAGGGAGAACUUGCCGAUUUCCACCAUCUCUGCGUCAAGCUCCAGAAACGUUCAGAUGAAUGCAUGGCUAAAGUUGAGGCUGUGCGUAUGGCAGAGAGCGCAUCGGUGGCGACCGACGAUGUCGCUGACAGUCUAGAGAAGGCGUCUAUAAUGGAUUCUGUCCAUCUUGCCUACGGCAGUCCGUCAAUUUGGGUGGACAACGAUCCCUAUCGCGCCCCUGGAUCAUCUGGCUCUGACAUUGAAGGCAAUGAUCGGUCCAUCUUCCGCGAACUCAAAUUCGUUGGAGGCCGGGAUGGCAAUCCGCACCGGCAAGUUUCUGACAGCUCCGAUAUCUCGAACAUUGGUGGCACGCUACGCCGCAAUGGCAAGAAGCCGCGCGCUUUUCUUAGCGGGCUCAUAGGCGGCAAGAAGGACAAGCAUGGCAAAGGAGAUUCGCACCACUCAGGCUCAUCGACAGUUCGCGAAAGGAAGGACAAGGAGGAUAGAGAGAGGAAAGGCUUCCUCGGCGGUCUAGCCGAUGGCUGGCCGAGCAGUGAAAACUCGAAGCACUAG
Molecule: messenger RNA, 3813 nt
Organism: Neoarthrinium moseri
Lineage: Eukaryota; Fungi; Ascomycota; Sordariomycetes; Amphisphaeriales; Apiosporaceae
Exons: 1
Coding region: 1-3813 (1270 amino acids)
Biological process (GO): regulation of GTPase activity
Source: RefSeq, a predicted model, not a curated record